Hypomesus transpacificus is the source of this 3633-nucleotide messenger RNA. It is a transcript of the gene ccdc28b, whose product is annotated as coiled-coil domain containing 28B. The transcript has 6 exons. The record is from RefSeq and is a predicted model, not a curated record. NCBI's taxonomy places the organism in Eukaryota, Metazoa, Chordata, Actinopteri, Osmeriformes, Osmeridae. The coding region runs from base 653 to 1309 and encodes 218 amino acids.
CAAGUGAAGGUGAUCAGUUUGCCAAAACUUAAACACAAGAUCUACUCCUAUGCUAAAGCUAUGACUAGUAUUACUGAAAAUUAUUAAAUUGCACAACUUUAUUUGUAUGCCUAAGGCCUGCAAUAAAUUGUAGUAACUUGUUCUGAAUAGAUUAUAUUGAUUUUAUAAAAGCACUUGUCGUGUCCAUUUAAGUGGUUUCCAAUUGUAGCCUACCUGCUUUCGAUACUUAACCCAUUAAAAUGAUGAGAGCUACACACUUGUGCAACAUGACGGAGACGGAGACGUCAGUGCUGGUUUCCGCUGUUAUCCUGGAACAGCUCGUCCUACUGGCCCUUUAAGACGAGGACAACAGUUCAUUUAGCAGGACAACCAGAGACGAGCGCACAAACACCGCGCUUGGGAAUUAAUUCAUCUUAUUUUCUCAGGGGAUAUUGAGCAUAAAACCAUCAGAUGGAUGGUUUUUUAAUCAAUUUAUGCAAUACGAGUGGAGGUGUUCAUGUAAAUCUAAAGAAAAGAAAAUCGACGCUGUGUUCCUUGCUCUGAUUUUGGUGCGUAUCCCACGUUUGGAACAAGGAAGUUGCUGCCUUGGUAUUUUCCAGACAUCUGGAGAACAGGCUCCUCGUCUGGCAGAGAGCUGCACUCUUACAGCUUCAUGGAGGACAAACGCAAGAAGAGGAGUCCCAAGGUGUCCCUCCCUCAGCCCCCUCCUCCCCCCGUCAACCCCCGCAAGCUCUCCGUCCUCCCUGCCAGCAAGAGCGCCACCUUCUCUCUGGGCCUCCCCCAGCCCCCCUCUCCCAAACCCAGGGGCAAGUUCAAGAGGUCAGCAGGGGCAGCUGGGCAGUCCAGAGAGCCGCUUAGUGUGACUGUCGCUCCACCAAAGAUUGGAAGACCUCACAGGGAGAAGGCCAGGGCACCGCAACCUGCUGGCUCCAGCAAGGUGAACCAGUCGUCCCCCCUGCAGCACUCCUUCCUCACAGAUGUGUCAGACGUGAGGGAGAUGGAAGGAGGCCUCCUCAACCUACUCAACGACUUCCACUCCGGCAAACUGCAGGCUUUCGGGAAGGUGUGCUCGUUCCAGCAGCUGGAACAUGUGCGAGAGAUGCAGGAGAAGCUGGCUCGGCUGCACUUCAGCCUGGACAGCCAUGUGGAGGAGCUGUCAGAGGACCAGAGAAAGACCGCUGCCGAUCACAACCUGGAGCACCUGCUGUGCAACCUAGAGGAACUCAGCACCUCUAUACAAAAGCUACACUUGGCAGAGAACCAGGACCCUCCCAAGACAUCUGAACCGAGACAUCCCCAAGAUAUCUGAACAGGGACAUCUGAACCAGGACAUCCCCAUCUGGUCCCCGGCAAGGGGCAUCAUUGAGGAAUGUGUUACCUCAUCUCCACAGAGCUACAAAAGAAGUUACUACCACACUGACCGGCAGUUAGCAGCACAUUUGAUUGGUCCAGUGGUUGAAUGGUUAGUUUACAUGGAUCAUUGAAGGAGGUGGAGCCACAGAGCACUUGAUCUGAGAACUGGAGCCAGAUGAAAGCACACUCGUUAACAGCCGGUCAUGUGACUGGUGCUGGAGUCCAAAAAGUCACAUUAGUUGUAUUUGACUUCAUGCAGCGCUGGCGAGUGCUUCAAGUCAAUCGGCUGUCAGCGUCACCAGCACUGCAUGAAGUCGAAUACACCUAUUUGCUGCUGCAUCCUGUCAUGCGACAGAACCACACUUGUGUCUGAAUGGUCAUAGUUUUACAUGCUCUCUUGUUCAUUCUAAUGUCAAUAGUAAACAUGCUGUCCCCCAGCAGUGAUGUAGUCCCCCUUGGGUCAGUCAGUGACCCGACCGCUCGCUAGUAGCACAAAGUCAGCAACUAACGAACGAACGCACACACAGAGACCCAACCCUAACCCAGAGGACAAUAACAACAUUUGGGAAUAUUUCCCUCCGGCCCGAUCAGAUGAACAUAUUCUGCCUUAGAAACACAUGAGAUGUACUUUGUGUUCUUUCAUAGCUACCAAGUCAGCUCAGGUCUAUGGGGGUUGUCCUUAGCUACAAGGACUCUCUUGUUUUGAUAUGUUUUGCUAAGCAUAAACUAUUAUGGGAAACAUCCUGGAUAUAGAUAUAUAUAACAGGGAGAAACAUCCUGCAUAUGGAUAUAUACACUGGAUGGCACUUCCACUGUGUUACAUGGAAAUUGUAUAUUUAGAUGAUACUGAAUGUGUGAAUUUCCUUUUAUUUGAUUAACUUUCAAUUGGCUGUACAAACUGUGUCAACGUUUUGGCAUCUAAAACUGGAGUGUUGUGCUUCUGCGUAGAUGGUUAGUCUGAGACAUCUGGGUGAGAGCUGCAGCUAGACGUGUUCCAGUGUUGUGGAAGCACCCAGUGUGACAUCUAGGUCACGGUUCCCUGACCCGACCAAGGUGAUGUGUUCCAAUAAGACCUACCGUAUGGUGUGUGUGGAUGACAACAGGUUGGCCUGAGUCACAGAGCCUGCAGGUGUGGUCUAGAUCUUUUUAAUGAGAAAAUUAGUGGGUGGAAUGUGGGUGGAAUGAUUUUAAAUGUACAGUUUGACAAGGCAGCUAUUGAAACAUUUUCUAAUUACAGCAUUGGAAACCAAGCCGUGGUUAUUUCUCUUGUCCCAGAAGGGGAAAUAAACCAGACCUUGAUCAGGCUUCAGCAUGUUGUUCAUAAGAACAGAACCAAAGUAACGUUCUCUGGUUCAUUAUACAAAUGCAAAAGAAACAGACUCCAUGAUGAAAGCCUCCAUGGUACCUGCUGGACAUGCCUACCUCCUCCUGCCCCGAGGCGGGGCACUGUGACAGCUGUUACCCUCCUCCUGCCUCGAGGCGGGGCACUGUGACAGCUGUUACCCUCCUCCUGCCCCGAGGCAGGGCACUGUGACAGCUGUUACCCUCCUCCUGCCUCGAGGCAGGGCACUGUGACAGCUGUUACCCUCCUCCUGCCCCGAGGCGGGGCACUCUGACAGCUGUUACCCUCCUCCUGCCUCGAGGCAGGGCACUGUGACAGCUGUUACCCUCCUCCUGCCUCGAGGCGGGGCACUGUGACAGCUGUAACCCUCUCGAGGAACCUCUGCUUUGAUUUCAGACAGCCUUGUCCUUAGCUUUGCUGUUGUGAAGGGAUAGUUCACUCAUAGACAAAAGUGCUGCACGUGAACACCAGGAUUGGUGUAAACACUCACACCUGCGGAAGAACAAGAAUACUAGAAAACAGGUGGUAUGUUUUGGGUGAACUUCACCUUCAACCAACUGUGUAUUUAUAUACUGUACUUUUAAAUAAAAGCAAAUCCUGUACUGUAAAUGUUUUUAUGAUGCCUUGUUAUGUAGCACACUGCCUCUCUGCAAGAUUCCCUGUGUACCAAAUAGCAUACCAUCUCUUCUUAGUUUUAGUAAGGUACUGCAGCUGCCUUUGCAAAGUACAUACUGUUGCAUGCAGUCUGCAUACAGGUGGGACGUACCAUUUCAUAACAUUGUGCCUUGAACUUCAUCAAACUAAAGAUCCUGUAAAGUGGAAUUGAAAAUGCGUUUGAAGUUCAUCACACCACAGAAGAAUGUGUUGUUAACUACCCAUCCAAACACCAAAAAGUAUGUUAAUUUAGGCUUUGAAAUCUUGAGAAAAUCAGCAAUCUU